AUGUCACUUAAGAGAGAAGAUUCAAAUAGCAACCAGAACCAGCAAGUAGCUAAUUUAAUCAAGAAUGCCAUAAAAGGAGCAGAUAUCCCAGAGGAAGAAUACUCUGCAAUUAAAAUAACAGCAAUUGAAAAGGAAGGCAUCCUUACCACAACAGUUGCCGUUUCCGAGAGUAUCAUGACUGCCAUGAAGAAACAGAAAAUGGCACUCAUUGAGAAGAUGGAAAGCAUUCUGAAUGGAACUGUGUUCAUAAUUAGAGAUAGAAUAGUGCAAGAAGCCAUCGGCAAGGGAGGAAAAACAGUUAUACAGUCCCCAAUCACACACACUGCAUACCAGGAGAAAGUAGUUAAUGAUUUAGUCGCACCAUCCCACAUCGUAGACAGAAGAACCGUUGUAAGAGAGGAUGGGUCAAAGCUUGAGAAGAUGAUAAUUGAUGCAAAGCACAAGGCAGAGGCAUCAAACAGAUUUGAGCCAAUGAGAGUGGUGUUUGAGGAGAUGUUUGGAAAGAAGGCACUUUUCCUGGCAAAUUACUAUUAA
This is a messenger RNA of Nematocida ausubeli, 534 nucleotides long. Its product is annotated as 30S ribosomal protein S7e. The record is from RefSeq and is a predicted model, not a curated record. Bases 1 to 534 code for a protein of 177 amino acids. Gene Ontology annotation, biological process: translation; rRNA processing; ribosomal small subunit biogenesis. Lineage: Eukaryota; Fungi; Microsporidia. Gene Ontology annotation, molecular function: structural constituent of ribosome. The transcript has a single exon. Gene Ontology annotation, cellular component: ribosome; 90S preribosome; cytosolic small ribosomal subunit.